AUGUCGGACCGCCUUGACCACGAGGACCGGCUUCUGCUGGAGGAGGAGUUGCAGCAGCUCGAGGACCAUGAGAGUGGCCUCUUUGAGGGCCUCUUUCUGGCUGCCACGGAGUCCACCACUUUUGCGCAGAUGGCGGGGAGGUCCCUCUACCUCUACUGCUCCUACUUCACCGCCUUCCCCCAGCUCUGGCGCCUGCUGCUGCGCCGGCUGCGGAGCGAGCGCCUGCCCUUCCCCAAGCUCCAGGCCUAUUCCCCCGAAUGGCCCGGGGCCCUGGGGCCCAUCUCUUUGGCCCAUCUCUUUUGA
Effrenium voratum is the source of this 303-nucleotide messenger RNA. Lineage: Eukaryota; Dinophyceae; Suessiales; Symbiodiniaceae. The record is from the annotation of a GenBank genome assembly.